Panicum hallii is the source of this 2142-nucleotide messenger RNA. RefSeq lists its product as uncharacterized. Lineage: Eukaryota; Viridiplantae; Streptophyta; Magnoliopsida; Poales; Poaceae. The record is from RefSeq and is a predicted model, not a curated record. Gene Ontology annotation, molecular function: zinc ion binding. The transcript is spliced from 9 exons. Bases 209 to 1627 code for a protein of 472 amino acids.
CCAGUCCACACCACUUGCCGUCCCCCUUCCUCUUCCUCUUCCUCCCACCUCUCUUUCUGAACUCUGCCGGCUCUCCCUCGAACUCAUCGAAUCCUACAUGCAGAACGCCGAGGGGCCGUCACCGGAGCCCGCCGAUCGCGCUGUGAGAUUCCCCCUGCCGAGCGUUGCCCUCCUCCCCUGAGAUCCUUCUUCUACCUCCAUUUCUAGCAUGGUUCUGGCACCGGAUCAGGAUGGCGGUGCCCAAGCUACACCUGGCCUUAAUUCGCGAAGGCCAAACCUUUCGUUGCAAAUACCAGCCAGGACCUUGGAUACCAGUAUACCUACUUCGACAAGAAUUAAUAUUUCCUCGAGCCCCAGUUCAACAAGAGCUGGUUUGCCACCAAGACCUAAUUCAACGAGAACAAAAUCAUCUAUCAAGAACAUCAUGCCUCAGCACAGUUUCAGGGCAAGGAGUUCAGCCCAGGAAGGUGAUCGGGUGAUCCUUCUGAAUCCUGGGAUACCAUCUGAAGGCCAGCAGGAUAACCCAAGUACAGCGAGAUCGUUUUCUUUUAGAAAGGUUAUCAACUCUUUAUCGGCAAAACGGACACAUUCUCUGCCAGUCACGCCUGUUGGAACUAACGACAAGGUUUCUUCUCCAGCAAAUCAAUUAGAGAGCCUGCCAACUACAUCUCAGAAUCAAGAAGUCGAAGCAAAAAUCAGGCGUUCGCUUUCAGUCCCAGGAAAUCGCAAAAACAGAAGUUUGAGAAGGGCGGAUUCAUUAGGUGUCAUUCGUGUGAUUCCAACAACCCCACGACCUGUUCCAGUCGAUGCAACGACAUCAAACGAUGUCAUUGAAGAAACAGUUAAUGUUCCUGAAGAUGGAGGCGAAGAUAUUCCUGAAGAAGAGGCAGUCUGCAGAAUUUGUUUUGUUGAACUCAAUGAAGGAGGGGAAACACUUAAAAUGGAGUGCAGCUGCAAAGGAGAACUUGCCCUUGCACACCAAGAUUGUGCUGUCAAAUGGUUUAGCAUCAAGGGAAACAAGAUCUGUGAUGUCUGCAAACAAGAAGUUCAGAAUCUUCCUGUGACUUUAUUGAGGAUACCAACUCAAACUUCAAACAGACGGAUAGCGAAUGCUGCUCAGCAGAGAGCAGCUCAACAAUACAGAUUUUGGCAGGACAUUCCAAUUCUGGUGAUGGUUAGCAUGCUUGCGUACUUCUGUUUCUUGGAACAACUUCUGGUAACGGAUUUGCAGUCACGUGCACUGGCAAUUUCAUUGCCUUUCUCAUGUGUGUUGGGCCUCCUUUCUUCCAUGAUAGCAUCCACUAUGGUGUCAAAGAGCUAUCUAUGGGCCUAUGCUUCAUUCCAGUUUGCUAUUGUCAUCUUGUUUGCUCAUAUCUUCUACAACGUGCUGAGAGUGAAUCCAGUCCUUGCAGUCCUACUCUCCUCAUUCACUGGGUUUGGAAUUGCUAUUAGUACAAACUCUCUGCUAGUAGAGUAUUUGAGGUGGAGAGCUAGGAGGAAUCAGCGUUUAGCCCAGCAGGCUGUCAGUGCUGCGCAGCAUCCAGAAUCUGGUAGUAAUGGUGCAAAUGAUGAUAAUGGUGACAGGCAGCAAGGGCAUGAUCCCAAUUCUGGGAACAAUGCUGUUUGAUGAUUCAGAUUACAAAGUUUUACGGGUGUGCAGCUGUUUAUUUUAUCUGUACAGUAGUUAUAGCUGAUUGGACUUGGGUACCGCAAUUGCAAGAACAGAAACCUGAAAAAACAUAUCUUCACGUCGACAGCAUGUGAGGCUAUAUGGCCACAUGGAGAGUUCAAGAGUGGUUACGGUUAUCUUUACACAACACGCAGAGAUGAACCAACUAUGCAAUGUUCAUGCUAUUAGUCUAGUAGUUUGACAUCAGAUAUGGUUUCUUCAUUGUAAAUUUAGUAGAUCGGAUAGUACAAAGUACAUCACUGAAGUGAGGGCUGCUUGCAGUUGUGAUUUUACCCCCCAUAUAAAUAUGCAUAAAUGAAUUAUAGUUUCCUUUCCCCGUACUGAGGGCUCCUAGUCAGCGCGUGAAAAAUAUUCGGAUUGUGUAUUGUCAUACAUUUGUCUUAGCUGUGAACCACAGAAUUGUAUCCAAUGGCAGAGGUUGAAUGAAAUACGGAGGUGAUGUUUGUUCUUCA